AUGUAUUGGAAAUAUUCUGUGAUGUGGACAUUCAUACUAUUGGUUUUAAUAUUCAAUGUUGCUAUUGUAAUAUCAAGAAACGAUCCUAAGCAUGAUCCGAGAAGCAAUGGAGACCUUGCACUGUGGAUAGAUGAAAAAACAGUCAAAAUGUUUAGCGGAAUAUCGAUGGAAAUUUACGCUAUAGUCAACGGAAACGUUCUAGCGUACAUUUUAGAUCCGAACUUCGAGAAAUACCUGCCUGUCAUCCCUUCCGAGGUGACCUACGUGAAUUUCACCUGGAAAGCCGGCAACAAGAAAUACUACUACCAUUUCGACAGGCUCCAAUCGUACGAUCAAAGCAUCCUCGAGGCACCCGUAAUAUCCAUCAAAACGAAGGGCAGAGUACCGAGGCGCCCUAAAGAGUUCAGCAUCUUCUUACCUUGCCUAGGCAACAGCUCGGGCAUCGCUAAAUUCGGCAUAGGGCUGCUCAUCGAAAGCCGAAAGGGCAAACCGUUGAACGGUACACCUCUGAGACUCAAGCUGAAAAAAGAAUGCGCACAAAGAAAUCCCGAUCCAGAAUGCGAUAAGAAAUGCGCGAAUCAAGGACGAUGCAACCACGAAAAGAUCUGCCAGUGCCCCGAAGGCUACAUGGGGCCCUACUGUCGAACUGCCUUGUGCUACCCACAAUGCAUGAACGGGGGUAAUUGCACAUCACCCGGUAUAUGCAGCUGCCCGCCCGGCUUCCAAGGAAGGCACUGCGAAGGAGGAAUUUGCGGUCAAAAGUGCCUCAACGGAGGGAAGUGCAUACAGAAAGACACCUGCGAAUGUUCCAAAGGCUACUACGGUCCCCAUUGCGAAUAUUCUCGAUGUAUUAUACCCUGCUUGAACGGGGGCAAAUGCAAAGCUGUGAACAAAUGCCGGUGCCCGAGGGGCUUCAGGGGCGACCACUGCGAAAUCGGCAGAGCGAAACCGGCGAGGAGUAAUUGCCAAUUGGCUUGCAAGCACGGUACUUGCGUCGAUGAGUCUUGCGUGUGCGAUCCGGGAUGGUACGGCCGGUUGUGUCACCAUAGUAAGUUGUGUUAA
Phyllotreta striolata is the source of this 1062-nucleotide messenger RNA. Lineage: Eukaryota; Metazoa; Arthropoda; Insecta; Coleoptera; Chrysomelidae. The record is from the annotation of a GenBank genome assembly.